Messenger RNA from Orbicella faveolata, 3701 nucleotides. RefSeq lists its product as uncharacterized. Gene Ontology annotation, molecular function: protein binding; calcium ion binding. Gene Ontology annotation, biological process: cell-matrix adhesion. The record is from RefSeq and is a predicted model, not a curated record. NCBI's taxonomy places the organism in Eukaryota, Metazoa, Cnidaria, Anthozoa, Scleractinia, Merulinidae.
AACAAAAAAACAAACAAACACCAAAAAAAAAAAAAAAAAAAAAACACCAAAAAAACACCAUUAUCACUCUGAGAAUUGAAAAAUCAGUUUGGAUGUCUUAUCAAGAAUGACUCUUUCCAGCCCUACAUUAGAGUGAUAUUGACAUUUAUCUUUUCAUUAAAUACUGAGAAAUGUUUGCUUUCAGCUAAAAACACAUUCUUUAUAUCAAUUUUUAAAGUCAGAAAAAAAAAAUGCCAUGAAAACUGUUUCAAAAGGGUCUAACACGUUUUGUGACAUCAUUCCAGGAAACCAGUUGCACACAUAUCACUUGCCUUGAGUUUGCAUGUGUGUGAUUUUAUUCUGAGCUCACAACUGCAUGUCAGAGCCAAUCAAGUUCUUGGUGGUGCAAAUUAGGCACCUCAGUUAACAAGAUUUCAUGGCCUGGUUUGAUGGAUUGGCGAUUCAAAAAAUUAACCCAGCUGCCUCAAUGGAGUUGCUCAGUAACUGUGGAUUCAUUGUCAGUGGACUAUAAUUGGUCAGAGUUUCCCCUUGGUGAGCCAGUUAACCACUUUGCGGUAAGAUUCACGCAAGACAAUGUAUCUGUGAUGCUGCCAGUAGAAGAGCACGACAGAUCAUACCACAUUGACAAGGGGCUCUUGCCAUACCGUGAUUAUGUCAUGGAUGUCAUUGCAUUUACAGAGGACAAAAUCUACUCCAGUGAAAGUACUUCUGUCAAGACACCUGAAGGAGCUCCAGGAAAGGCACCUCCUAAUGUACAUAUGCAAAGCUUGAAGGACAACAGCAUCUUGGUCAUGUGGGAUCCACUUCCCGAAAAAUAUGUAAACGGCAAGCUACAGGGUUACCUGAUCUUCACGAGACUGUACAAACAUGAGUAUGAGUGGCAUGAUGACGGGGAAUUAGGACAAAUCCUUAACGUCAGUCUGUCAGAGACCCAUGUUGUCCUUAGUGGCUUAGAUGGAGGUCGGAGGUACCAGAUUUCGGUUGCAGCUUUCACUGUAGAUGUUGGGCCUUGGUCAGAAUGGGAAACAGUCAUGGUUGGUUGUGGUGGCAGUUUUUAUGGAUUUUUCGGAGCAUUCAACCUUACUCAGUGGGACUGGGAAGCCUGGCUAGACUGCUCCUGGACAAUAAGCAAUGCUGGCCUUAGCAAUGCAGUUCUUCUUAUCUCUGCACACGAAGUGGAACUACGAUCUUGCGAGGGCUGGGUGAGAGUUUUUACCAGUGAAGGCAAAGAGGUCUUACAUUAUGGAGGCUGUGAUCCUCAUGAGCACGUGUACGGUGAGGUGGUAGAGGUGUCUUUUGAAGGAUCAAGCCAUUUGACCAUUGUACUUCAUACGGAACAUGAAGGGAGCCAUGUGAGAUCAGAAUUUUGUGUCUUGGAAGAAGGGAAAAGUCUUAGUUCAGCUCAACCUUCUGCUACUCUUUGGAAUGUGAUGGCGAACAGCACAGACGAUGGUGACAUUCUUGUAGACUUGACGAGUGAUCCCGAUGGUCAAGAUGCCUCUUUCUAUAUGAUAGCUCUGAAUAAAACGGGAGGAAGCCAAUAUGAGUAUGGAGAUGACGACGACAAGCCACCAAGAUAUCUACACAUGGCUAAUUCGUCCGAGGGUGUGGCUGAGGUGCCAGGCCUCCCUGUUUAUAGCGAGUUCGACGCUGUUGUAUACCGCGUAGUCAAUAGUCAUGAUAUUUACAGCAGUGAACUAUUCUCUGUUCAGACCGCCGAGGGCGUUCCCAGUGAAGGCCCCGGACAUGUUGAAUACAAGAUCGUUUCACCAGACAGUGUGUAUAUUGAGUGGUCGGAAAUAUCCCAGGAACAUCACAAUGGUAUACUUCUCGGCUUUUAUAUUACCUACCGUGCCCAGUGCUCUGACGGUGAAGGAUCGUCCACACAUGCUGGUUUAUUCGAUAGGAGUUACACCAUCACCGGCCUUCAGCCCGGAACCAGGUAUGACAUUUGGAUUGCCGGAUUUACAUCAAGAGGAGUUGGAGAAGAUAGGCACAUGGACGUUGCCAUGCCUUGUGGAGGACCUCGCACGUUGACGGAAGUAAACGGAACAAUAUACGCGCCUAAUUACCCUUGCCGUUACAGAGGACCUCAAUACUGUCGCUGGUCUAUUGAGCCGAGUGGCCCCACCACAGCAAUAAUGAUGUCAUUUGAAAAUUUUCGUUUGGAUCGUGAUCAUGAUAGUUAUUGCAGCACGAACGACUGGCUUGGCAUUGCAACAGGGAAGUACAAUAAUGACACUCUUCUUUGCGGCCACGACAUGGACCGAUUCACACUACUUAUAUCAGGUAGCCAUGUUGAGCUAGCGUUUUUCGCAAGGGAGCAUAGAGAAGGAGACGCCUUUGUCGCAUCUUAUUAUGGUCUGGAAGCCGGUGUACACGAAAUUGAAGUGCCAUCGUGGACUUUGUCAGUCAGCAACAUAGAAUCGACAAAGGCUGAGGCAUCAUGGGAAGAGUUUCCACAAAACGCUAUGCCUGCACACAUUGAACAAAUGUUUCUGAAGAUCUCAGAGGCAAAUAAAAACAUCUCCCUGUUACUGCCAGUUUCCGAAUGGGACAGAUCUCGGCAUAUAGACAACCUUUACCCGGAUCGAAAAUACCUGUUACAAGUUGUGGCAUUCACAGGGCCAGGCAUUGAACAUGACAUAUAUUCGAGCGAUAGUGUCUCCAUGAAGACGAAUGAAGGAGCUCCCAGUAUGGCACCGCCGAACGUACGCGUCGAUAACUAUCAUCAAAACAGUAUUAUAGUGCGAUUUGAGGCACUUCCUGAGAGUCAACAUGGCGGUGAUCUGCAAGGAUAUAACGUGUAUUACAAACGUGAGGAGGACCGGCAUGAUCACAACUACCAGGGAGAGAAAGUCACCAUCGGUCCGUCAGAAACACAGGCUGUUAUACACGGAUUAGAAAUAAUGGAAGAGUACUAUGUUUGGGUUUCUGCAUUUAACAGCGAGGAGGGACCACUCUCUUACCCACAAUCAAUUGUAGUUGGUUGUGGUGGCAUGUUCAAUCAAACAGCUGCACUGAUAACAAUUUCCAAAUCAGACUGGGAUACGAGGCAUUGCGUCUGGAAAAUACACGAUAAUGGCUUGGAAAAUGCUGUCUUGUUGAUGUCAGUACACGUCCUGCAUUAUGAAUCUUGCGGCUACGAAUACGCAAAAGUUUACUCAGAAGAAAAUGACUUCUUAAGUUAUCAAGACUGCUCAGAAGUUAGAGGUGAAGUAUUCGAAUUGCCUUUUGGAAAUUCAAGGGUUAUUAUCUCCGAGAUUCUCAUACAGAAUAGCAACAGCUACAUGGAAACUGAAUUGAUUGUUUUGAACGGAGGACUUCAUUCAGGUAGGAAAAAUUCAGCUGCGUUGUAAACGGUAAAAACAAUGUGUGUGGUGUAUGUGGUGUUCUAUAAACGUCCUGUGUGUAAUUUUCAAUGUCUUCCUAAACCUCUUGAACAUCAUAGUUUCGUUUUUCGUGGAAACUGCCUUCAUCUUUGCUGCUUCGAGAACUCGAAGGGAAGUCUUGGUCAUGAAAUUAGCUAGUUCUCACUGACACCAACAUGCAUAAUAACUACUGUAUUGUAAUAAAGUUGCCAAAGAACGUUGGCAACAGAAACACUUUCCACUUGUAAACGCCCUCCUCACAUGCUGCUUAGCUGAAACAACAUUGUUACAAGUGCUCAUUUUUUAAGGGAUUGUGUCUUUUUUUUUUAA